This is a messenger RNA of Klebsormidium nitens, 2107 nucleotides long. The record is from the annotation of a GenBank genome assembly. Lineage: Eukaryota; Viridiplantae; Streptophyta; Klebsormidiophyceae; Klebsormidiales; Klebsormidiaceae.
GCCCAGCCCUCAGAGAUUCGGCAGAAGAAAUUCCCCAGUGGCGUCUAAGCUGCUAAGCUGCAUUGCAUAAACAUCCGAGCAAUGGGCAAUCAGGCCUCCCAACAGCAUGCCAGCCCGGGGGAUGCGGAGAGAGCCAAGCUGGAGGCUCUCUUUCAAUCCAGUGGAGACCUUGUGCAUUUGCAGUCAGCAUUCAAAAUCCUUUCAGAAAAACGCUCAGGAGCGACCAGUGGCAGCGGCAGUGCAAGACCGGUCAUGCAUGCAGAUCUAAAGGCCACCUUUGAUCUCCACAUACCAGAGGAGUGUCCGACAGCACUGCAGCAUGCGCUGGAAUCCCUCAACGCGCAGCUCUGUACUGAAGUCUUUGGGAACGCCCCAGACGGAGUGACCUAUGCCGUGUUCUUGGGAGGAGUAGCGCAGAGCGGAAGAUUGGGCAGCAAGAAAGAGCAGAUUGAUCUUUUCAUACGGACCUUUCUUGGAAGCGAAGCUGGGGAGGGGAAACAGUGGCGGGAAGAGAGGGUUCAGUCAGGUGGUACAGCUAGCACUUCAGCCCCCAGCGAAGUAUCUAGUGCAAUUCACGCAAGUGAAAAGAUCUCCAGGGAGCGCCUGGAGGGCAUCCUUUUGGCAUCAUGGUACCUGACAGCUUGGAACAGGGGACAAGGAGCAGGGCCCAAGGGGAAAGCUCCAGAAAGGGGCGAUGGUCCUUCAGCAAGCAUUCAGUGGCCAGAUGUUCGUGCGUUAGUAAACGGCGCGUGGGAGUCUGCCAGUGCUUCACCAGAAAAGGAGAGCACGCUAACGGCAGAGCAGCUAGUCAGCUGGGCUGUUGCCACAGUGCCGGGCCUGUCAAAUAUCUUGGAGGCUUUCCUUAUGUGCAAGUGCCAAAGCUUUCUCAGUGAAAGAGGAAGCAGUGAUGAACAAAAUAAAGGGGCAGAACAGGAUGUGAAAGCUGGCAAUGAGAGCUCGUCGGAGCCUGGAGGUGACAGCGGGCUGCAGAAAGACUCAGAAGGAGAUGAGGGUGGGGGUUGGAAAUCGGGUAUGCUGACACCCGCAGUGGCAUGGAGCAUGGGGCAAGCGCUCACUUCCGGGACUGCAAAGUGGGGUGUAGGGCCACGGCUGAUUGACCUGGGUUGCGGCGGAGGAGACCUGACGAGGCUGAUAGGACACCCACGCCUUCUGUACAGGUCCUCUGAGAACGGGCGGGGCAUGAACCGGUUCAUGAGCCGUGUGGAAGGUUAUACUGGCACUGUUCUUGUCAUCAUUGCAGCGCGCCCUUUUGCGGGUGGCGAAGGCUGGAGCAUUGCAGCCCUGCUCCCGGACGGCCUGGCCAACCGGAGAGACUUCUUUGGAUCGUCCAGCAGCUGCCUCUUCGCCCUCAAGCCGACCUUCAAGGUCUUUCGAGCGACCGGUCGUGAAUCCAACGUCGUCUUUUGUCACGCGAAGGUAGCAGGCCAGGGGUACCAGACCAGCCCGCUACCGGAAGGCUUGGGACUUGGGGGCUCGCUCGGAAAGGAACGGGUCUGGCUGGACGAUAACGCCACCCCAGGGAAAGUGACCGUCAGGCACCACGCAGUCGACAAGACCUUUCAACCGGGUGCCCUUGUGCCUGACCUGGGCUAUGGUGGCGUGGAAGCGAGAGUGGAGGACGUGGAGGUGUGGGGCCUGGGAGGUUCGCAGGCGGACGACAAGCAGCGUGCGUAUUUGGAGCGGGAGCAGCGGUUCCAGGAACAGAGGCGCAAGAUCGACAUGAAGAAAUUCGCGGAAAGCUGGCAAGACUCCCCGGACAGAUUAAUUCUCGAGUGGGGCGGAGCUCGGACCUAAGAUUUUUCCUUCAAGGUAACUCUAACCUCGGUUUUGCUGAGGAGGUCGUCAAAUAAAGAAGCCCAAUUGCUGGUAAAUACCUAUAUGUAAAUUAAGAGAGCUGCGACUUUCGAGGUUAUCGGAUACUUUGUGGAUUCCAACUCCGUGUAUCGUGAAUCAAGAGCAAGACAACUCGUAGUUGAAACGCGGCAUGCUUAUUGCGUUACUCUGUCUUGUAGGCGCGUGUCCAAAGUAGCACAACUUGUCAAAGAUUGACCAUGAAGUACACGUUGCUAAUUCUUGGUUGGCGGCG